Erpetoichthys calabaricus (reedfish) is the source of this 634-nucleotide messenger RNA. It is a transcript of the gene cops9, whose product is annotated as COP9 signalosome subunit 9. The record is from RefSeq and is a predicted model, not a curated record. Gene Ontology annotation, biological process: negative regulation of protein neddylation. The coding region runs from base 265 to 438 and encodes 57 amino acids. Lineage: Eukaryota; Metazoa; Chordata; Cladistia; Polypteriformes; Polypteridae. The transcript is spliced from 3 exons.
UAACAAUAUCAUUCUAUUUGAUUCAGUUUAGUAGCUGAAGCUACUGUGUAAUUAAAGCGCAAUAACGUUUAUUUAUUCGCUUUUUAAAAUCUAAGUAGUGUAAGCUAUUUUUAAAUGUUAUUUCUAUUUUUGCCGGUGCGGUUGGAAUUGCGGGCCGUGUUGCUGUAGGAUCAAUUUCACUGCCACCAAAGGCGGAAGAGCGGAUCUGAAGUCUGGUAGACUCUUGUGGUGUCGUUUGAUGAGCUUGUAAACACCUUUAGUAAAAUGAAGCCUGCCGUGGAUGAAAUGUUUCCAGAGGGUGCUGGACCCUAUGUAGAUCUCGAUGAGGCUGGGGGAAGUACGGGUCUGUUGAUGGAUUUGGCUGCUAAUGAAAAAGCCGUUCAUGCAGAUUUUUUUAAUGAUUUUGAAGAUCUGUUUGAUGAUGAUGAUAUUCAAUAAAAAGAAUGGACAGCACAUUUUUCAAAAAGAACUAAUUCAUCCAAAGUAAUAUAUACGUGUCUACUGGAUUAAAAGAAAUUCCUCUUUCCCUUGCUGGGAAACAUGUUGACUGACGAUGAGAUUAAAUUCUGUUUUCACCUGCACACCAGAGCUAUUUUGUCUAUAUUUUCUUCUAAUAAAGUAUUCUUUUAAAUUA